Trematomus bernacchii (emerald rockcod) is the source of this 1974-nucleotide messenger RNA. RefSeq names its product ubiquitin-like protein 7. Gene Ontology annotation, biological process: ubiquitin-dependent protein catabolic process. Gene Ontology annotation, cellular component: cytosol. Lineage: Eukaryota; Metazoa; Chordata; Actinopteri; Perciformes; Nototheniidae. Bases 165 to 1346 code for a protein of 393 amino acids. The record is from RefSeq and is a predicted model, not a curated record. Gene Ontology annotation, molecular function: polyubiquitin modification-dependent protein binding. The transcript has 11 exons.
UUGUCAUGCCGUUUAUGUCUGUAAUGUAUUUUACAUUUGCUAGGCAUUCUUUUAAACCAGACAUACGUUACUAAUUGAAUUUGCGAACCGGCUUGUUUUUGUCUGCUUUUUUUAGCAAAUGCUAAGAAGCUAACAGGGGUUUAGCAGGUUUGCUAACGUCAUUUAUGAUGUCAAAAACCCCCAAAAAGAUUAAGCUGGAGGUAGCGAUGACUUCUUCAGAAUGGCGCCUGUCUCUGAAGAUGAUGGAUCAGCCCAAAUCCACCUUCCACUUCCCAGACAUGAUGCCUGGGGAUGUUCCUCCUGGAGGAUACAGAAUCGCCACUGUAAAACAGCUUGUCGCAGCACAGAUCCCUGACUCCUUCCCAGAUCCUGAACUAAUAGAGUUCGUCCACUGUGGUCGGAAGCUUAAGGACGACCUUACUCUGGAUGCCUGCGGGAUUCAACCGGGAUCCACCUUACACAUCCUCAAAAAGACCUGGCCAGAGUCAGAGAGCCGUUCAGAGCCUGUGAACAGAGCAACAGCAGCCAGGGAGUUCAGGGUGUUUCACGCUGCUCUACACUCUCUAAACUCUGCCUACAGAGACUCAGUUUAUAAAAUGCUGACAAAUAAAGAGUCUCUGGAUCAGAUCAUUGUGGCCACACCCGGGCUCAGGUUAGACCCAGUUGCCUUAGGCGUGCUUCAAGACAAAGAUCUCUUUGUGCAGUUCACAGACCCCAGCAUGCUGGAUGUAUUGAUCUCUUCACACCCGGCCCUCGUCAAUGCCAUCAUCCUGGUGCUGCACUCUGUGGCCGGCAGCAUGCCCGCUCAGGCCAGUGCCAGCUCCUCUCGCAACGUCUCCGCCAGCUCCUACAGCGAUAUGCCAGGGGGCUUCAUGUUUGAGGGCAUGUCUGACGAUGAGGACGACUUCCAGUCCGGGAGCCCCGCGGGUCCCUCACACAGAGCAGGAGGCUCGGCAGGAAUACGCCCAGUGUCUCUGAGCCACAGCGGAGCGACGGGCCCUCGACCAAUAACGCAGAGCGAGCUGGCCACAGCUUUGGCCCUCGCCAGCACGCCUGACAGCAGCGCGGUCACUCCAACAACUUCUAGCCAGUCGGACCCCUCUAGUGGCGUAGCCCCCAUGCCAGCAGGGACCCCAGUGAGUAACGAUCUCUUCAGCCAGGCGCUGCAGCAAGCUCUGCAAGCCUCCAACAUGUCGGCUCUACAGGGCCGCUGGCAGUCCCAGAUGCAGCAGCUCAGAGACAUGGGGAUCCAGGACGAGGAUCUGAUGCUGAGGGUGCUGCAGGCCACAGAUGGUGACAUCCAAUCUGCCCUGGAGCUCAUAUUUGCUGGAGGCCCCGGACUCUGAGCCAUCGCCCCACAGACGGAGGCUUUUAUAGACCUGGGAACAGCUUGUCUUCUACAGUAUUCAGAUGUAUUAUGAUUACCCUGUUUUUCACAUUUACAGCAUCACAUCAGAGUCUCUCUUGGUGAUGACAGACUUUUGUUAUUAAUAUGAUUUAUUGUAAUAAAUGUGAUCAUGCUUACCUCAUCCACUUCUGAGCCUGGCUUCCUGUUACUAAAAAGAUGACAUUGACUGUAAACGUAUGGCAUUACUCAUUCUCAAUUAUACUCUAUUUCAAGGGUUCUCAAACUCUUUCAGCUUGAGACCCAAAAGGGACAUUUGGUCGCUCCCCUGUACCUAACACUUUAGAAUUACAUCAUGAAUUGCCAUAACGUCUACAUAAUAAACUACUGACAAAGAACACAAAACAAAUAAAUAAAAAAUGUAAUUUGUUAUAGUACAUCACUGCAAUAAUCCCAUCUCCUGUGUGUAAUGUUUAGAUAUUUACUUCCUCAGCAAACAUUCACAAUAAACUUGCACAAAAUCAUUAGGACAUAAUAGAGUAAGGCAAUGCACUCAAUGUCAGUUUGGGUGGGGGUCAACAUUAAUUGUCACACAUUUUGUUAUCACUAAUAAAUGAAGAAUCAUGUUU